AUGUGUGGACGUUAUGCUUUAGGCGUGCGCUUGGCGUAUAUUCGACAGCGUCUGCAGGAGAGAGGGAUGCAAGUGGAUGAAGCGCCUGACGAUGAUGAAGUACGGGAGACCUACAACUUUGCCCCCGGUAACUUCGGAGCCGUUUACCGUGCAGAUGUUCCUGAGAAGCACCAUUCCGGCCCUGGAGAAGCUGCGGACGUGGAGCAAGGUUCAGAACGCAUUGAAUCCAAUGACGAGAAUGACAAGACGAUGGAGCAGGUAGUGAAUAAGACCAACCCCAGAUUCAAGAUUCAAAGUAUGAAAUGGGGCCUCAUUCCUUUCUGGACCAAGCGUCAGCCGGACUACGGCUCCAUGAUGCGUACGAUUAAUUGUCGCGAUGAUUCCCUCAUUGAAGAUCGUGGCAUGUGGACAACUAUGAAACGUCGCAAGCGAUGUAUUGUGGUCUGCCAGGGUUUCUACGAAUGGCUGAAGAAAGGCCCGGGAGGCAAGGAGAGGAUUCCGCACUUCGUGCGGCGCAAAGACGGUGAUUUGAUGUGUUUUGCUGGGCUGUGGGACUGUGUAUCAUACGAGGGCUCCGAGGACAAGCUCUACACCUACACCGUCAUCACGACAUCCUCCAAUUCCUACUUGAACUUUUUACAUGACCGGAUGCCCGUCAUUUUAGAUCCUGGCACUGAAGCAAUAAGCAAAUGGCUUGAUCCAAAUAGAACGACAUGGUCAGAUGAUCUACAAUCUAUUUUGAAGCCGUACGAUGGGGAGCUGGAGUGCUAUCCGGUCUCGAAGGAGGUCGGUAAAGUCGGAAAUAAUUCUCCUGACUUCAUCGUGCCUGUCAACAGCAAAGAAAACAAGAACAAUAUUGCAAACUUUUUCGCCAAUGCGAAAAAGAAAGACGAUGUUUCUCUGAAGGAGCCUGCUUCCCAGGAGGAACCCGUGACCAAUGGCGAAGAGAAAGAAUCCACUACUCAAGGCGUCAAGAGAGAGCAUACUCCAGAUACGCCGAGCCACAUGGGAGAAAGCAAGAAAGCAAAGUCCCAACAAACCUCGAGGUCUCCUUCGCCGCAAAAAUCGAAGAUGCGAAGUGCCACUCAAAACGUGCCGAGGAAAAAAACCAGCGAGGUCAAGCCAACAGAUGGCUCACAGCGAAUCACGAACUUUUUCAGAAAAUGA
Penicillium maclennaniae is the source of this 1167-nucleotide messenger RNA. RefSeq names its product SOS response-associated peptidase. Gene Ontology annotation, biological process: DNA damage response. NCBI's taxonomy places the organism in Eukaryota, Fungi, Ascomycota, Eurotiomycetes, Eurotiales, Aspergillaceae. The transcript is spliced from 3 exons. The coding region runs from base 1 to 1167 and encodes 388 amino acids. The record is from RefSeq and is a predicted model, not a curated record. Gene Ontology annotation, molecular function: single-stranded DNA binding.